AUGCAAAAUGCCACUCUUAUGGUCGUCGAGAACGCAAUCAACGUUGUUCCCGAUAAUAGCGGACAGGGCACAGGGUACUUUUGGUAUGAUUUUACAACUAGUGCCCCGUACCUCAUGCAAAAUGGCACCUUCGCCGAGGAGUUAGGGAAUUAUGACUAUAAUAUCCUAAGCGGCCAACUCACACAGUAUGUUAACUCGAGUGCUGUAGCUGCUGCUUGGGUUCAGCAAGACGUCUUUAUUGCAAAGCGAACCGACGAUAUCAAUGGCAUAGCUCCCUGUGAUAUAGACCUCGACAAGCUCACUGGUGCUCGUGCAUGUUCACCUGAUGGGAGCACGGCCUACUUUUUCAUGGUUAGCCAACAGUUUUCACCCUCCUAUUCCUGGGGCUCCUAUGAGGGGGUUCCAGGAGUAACAAAUGUUGGAGAUUACGGACUCGAUCUAUACACUAUGGCUACGGCAGCGGAGUGGAUUCAAGACAACUACUUCAACUCCUCGGGAUACCUUCCUAAUAUUUCACCCACCGAUAUGGUCAAGGCAUUCACGUCGCAGUAUGAUCCUUUGCCGAACGGUUACUUUAUCAAUCUCCCUAUCCUGGAUGCAGAUGGACUGAGUCCCCCAGAAACCUAUGGCGAUGUUGUGGAAGAGGUUAGUACUGUACACCCGAUAUUUGAACUUGGGCUAUGCACUAACUAUCUGUUGAACAGGCCCUCUUCCUUAUUGAGGUCGCGUCCCAGCUUCCAAAUAUUGAUAACUGGCCAUACUCUAUUCCUUAUAAUCUCAAUAAUUGAGCUCACUAUGCCCAAUUUUGUUUGA
Penicillium lagena is the source of this 813-nucleotide messenger RNA. RefSeq lists its product as uncharacterized. Bases 1 to 813 code for a protein of 270 amino acids. The transcript has a single exon. NCBI's taxonomy places the organism in Eukaryota, Fungi, Ascomycota, Eurotiomycetes, Eurotiales, Aspergillaceae. The record is from RefSeq and is a predicted model, not a curated record.